AUGGCAUCUGGAAUGAAAUUUCACUACUACAAACAAAAAUCUGUUGUUACUUCACCUGAUGUAUCAGAAGUUACAGCUGAAAAACGUUUAAAUUCAUUUAAAAUGAAAUUUCGUAGAAGUGGAAGUAUUGGUAUGCCAUUUGUAUCUGAAAAAGAUAUAAAAUCAGUUAAAAAAGAAAUGUCAUUAGAUGGUUGUUAUGAAGAAGGUUUACAAGUAUUAACUGUAAUUAUUAAAUCUCAACGUAGUGGUGAUACAUUAUCCAAACUAAUGGCAUCAAUUCCUAAUAAUACCAGAAUUAAACAUAUAGAAACAAGAGAUCCACAUUCUGGUAAUCAAUCAGAAAUUGAAGUAUUUCUUGAAUUAGAAUGGGAAGAUAAUAUAACAGCAUUUGAUAUUAUUAAUGAGUUAAAAAAUAACAAUUUAGAUGUUGAAGAAGUAUCAAGUACUAUUAAUCCAAAAGGUGCUUACAUUAUUGAAGAUCCUGGAUCUGAAGAUGCAUUAAGUGGUUCACAAUGGUUUCCAAAAACUAUUUAUGAUCUUGAUCUUUGUUCUAAACGUGUUAUAAUGUAUGGUGAUGGUUUAGAUGCUGAUCAUCCAGGAUUUAAAGAUAAAGAAUAUAGACAACGUCGUAUGAUGUUUGCUGAAAUUGCUUUAAAUUAUAAACAAGGUGAACCUAUUCCACGUAUUGAAUAUACUGAAAGUGAAAAAAAAACUUGGGGAAUAAUAUAUAAAAAAUUACGUGAACUUCACAAAAAACAUGCAUGUAAAGAAUUUUUAGAUAAUUUUGAAUUAUUAGAAAGAUAUUGUGGAUAUUCUGAAAAUAAUAUACCACAACUUGAGGAUAUUAAUAAUUUUUUAAAAUCUAAAACAGGAUUUAGAGUAAGACCUGUUGCAGGAUAUUUAAGUGCCAGAGAUUUUUUGGCUGGACUUGCAUUUAGAGUUUUUAAUUGUACUCAAUAUGUUAGACAUCAUGCUGAUCCAUUUUAUACUCCUGAACCUGAUACUGUUCAUGAAUUAAUGGGACAUAUGGCUUUAUUUGCUGACCCAGAUUUUGCACAAUUUUCUCAAGAAAUUGGACUUGCAUCACUUGGAGCUUCAGAACAAGAUUUAACAAAUUUAGCUACAUUAUACUUUUUUUCAAUUGAAUUUGGUAUGUGUGGUUGUUAUUCAUCUAAUCCUGAAGAUGGUGAAGAAUUUGAUGAUAAUGAAGAAAAUAUAUCAUUUAAAAAAAAAGAACUUAAAGUUUAUGGUGCUGGAUUACUUUCUAGUGCAGGUGAAUUAUUACAUGCUGUUAGUGAUAAAGCAAACAUCUUAAGAUUUGAUCCAGAUCGUGUUGUUAAACAAGAAUGUAUGAUAACAUGUUUCCAAACAGCAUAUUUUUAUACUAAAAAUUUUGAAGAAGCUCAACAAAAAUUAAGAAUGUUUACAAAUAGUAUGAAUAGACCAUUUAUUGUUCGUUAUAAUGCUUAUACAGAAUCAAUUGAAGUAUUAAAUAACAAUAGAUCUUUAACACUUGCUAUUAAUCAACUCCGUUCUGAUAUUAAUCUUUUUGCAUCCGCUUUACAUUUUAUUCUUUAA
Messenger RNA from Strongyloides ratti, 1578 nucleotides. Its product is annotated as Aromatic amino acid hydroxylase family and Tyrosine 3-monooxygenase-like family and Aromatic amino acid hydroxylase, C-terminal domain-containing protein. The transcript is spliced from 7 exons. The record is from RefSeq and is a predicted model, not a curated record. NCBI's taxonomy places the organism in Eukaryota, Metazoa, Nematoda, Chromadorea, Rhabditida, Strongyloididae. Bases 1 to 1578 code for a protein of 525 amino acids. Gene Ontology annotation, biological process: aromatic amino acid metabolic process. Gene Ontology annotation, molecular function: iron ion binding; tryptophan 5-monooxygenase activity. Gene Ontology annotation, cellular component: neuron projection.